Messenger RNA from Kalmanozyma brasiliensis GHG001, 1536 nucleotides. RefSeq lists its product as uncharacterized. Bases 1 to 1536 code for a protein of 511 amino acids. The record is from RefSeq and is a predicted model, not a curated record. NCBI's taxonomy places the organism in Eukaryota, Fungi, Basidiomycota, Ustilaginomycetes, Ustilaginales. The transcript has 2 exons.
AUGACUGCAGUGCGAUCGGCCGUGGUGCCCAGUCCAACCACCUCUCAGCCACAGGCUGCCUCGCCUCUCAACGAACCACCGAUAAGCGUCGCACCAUCUCCAUCAGCGGCAUCCCUACCGAAUGCAAGCAGCGCAGGCACCAGUCGUGAGCAUCACAGCGCCAAGCCUAAUCUAGCCAUCCUAGCCGGAGCUAUUCUUGGUGGCUUGAUGCUCCUCCUUCUGAUCAUCGGGGCUGUCGUCUACUGGUGUGGGCAUCGCAAGAAGGAGGCGACGAAGAGUAAGACGGUCCGAUUCGCCAAGGGCAUCGGAAACACAUCCGCCGGCCCCACGAAACGUCCAGAUUCCAGCGACUAUCCGGACGACGAAAGCAAUCACAGCUACCAUACUGCAUCGCAGGGUCAUCAACGAGAACAGCCGCCUGUCGCGAAGCACGAGCAGCCACCGGUGCCUGUUCAUGGUGCCGUUCAGAUCGAAAUGCCACCACACCAUCCGAUGAGGCGUCGAAUAGAGCCGCUAGAAGCGGACCAAAUCCAGCUUCGGGACAGAGAGGCUGCGACCAUUCGCAAGCCAAGCAUCGAAAUCGCCGAGAAGACGGCCGACGACGACGACGCGCAAAUUGAUCGCUGUCUCAGCUACUAUCUCAAGCAUCACAGGCGUGCGUCCAAUCAUCCCGACGAUGACAUACGGGCAUCGCUGCCGAGCCAGCUCGAAAUGACCCUUUCGCCGACCAAAAUCGACGCGCAGGACAGGGGCGAUCGUCGCAGCUUGGGCUUCCCAAAGACGGGCAGCCUGUUUCAGAAGAUCCGGCGAUCACAGAUCCGGCUCAACGAAGAAGCUCUCUUUCCCGCCAAAAGGGAGGCCAGACAUUCCUCAAGGCGAGUCAGCGAGACGGUGGACACGAGUUUGCGUGAUACCGCAUCGUCCUCGUAUGAUCCAUCUACGCCUCCGUCCAUCGAAAAGGUACCACGGAUUAAUGUUCCUCUCAAUUGGCGCGGGAGCUCGAAGCCCCACCAGGAUGAACGAGACGUGCAGGGCUCACCGCCGCACUCGGCGUUCGAGUACGCCUACAUGGCUGGUUCGCAUCGCUUGCCGUUCGUCCCGGACGAUGCGGAGGCCGCUUGGACGCCACCUUGGCAGGAUCACUCGCCGUGCAGAUCCUCGGCGCUGUCGCCGAGGAGGUCCGGUCCGGAGAGCGUCCGUCAGCGCAGUGCCACUCACAGUGCUUACAGAAGCAGAGACAACGGCAAAGCGGCCGUCCCCACCAGUCACCAGCCCGCGCAGCAGCACCAGCAAGUCCCCGAGGUUCAGCCUUCUCACACAACUAUCGCAACCACCGACGUGCCAACUAGCUCCCUAGUGGACAUGCUGGUCGACGAGACCGUUCCGGUCAUUGCGCCUGUCGUCGAUGCGGCCAUUGAGGCUACCGACAAUGGUAUCAGCAAAGGCAAGAGUGCCGAAGUCGGGCCACCAACGAAUACGACGGCCGAAGCGACCAGCGACGCUGCCUCCAACCCGACCGUCCGAAAAGUGCGGUAA